AUGUCAGGUGGUCGGGAGCAAUCACUUGAUUAUUUUGGCAUUUCCCAGCCGCCACAGUCUCACUUAAACUGCCACAAGCCGGAGGAGGCUUUCUGUCUUAAUAAGGCAGAUGCACAGUCGUCCCCUGUUUUUGUUGCUGCUCACCAAACUCCUAACGGGCCUUGCGCAACAACCGGUCCCCUUACAGAAUCUGUGCAGCUCGGCCCACAAAUUUCUUGGCCGGCACCAAAUACCGAAGCUCCGUCUUCUGCUGCUAAUGACUCUCACCCUCCGAUUAAUCAAGUUCCGUAUGAAUAUACAGCAUCUACAGCUUACUCCCCUUCGUUCAACCACGCAACUGAACAGCACCCAAAAUACCACCAGAACUCACAAUCGUUUGGUCCCUCUACGCACCAAUCUCCGUACAACACGGAGUUGAGCUCUGUUCAUUCACCUCAAAUGGCACCCAUGUCUUCCAACUCUUCCGACCCAUCUCAUCAUAGUCCGAUGGCUUCACAGCUUCAGCCGACCGCCUUUCAGACGCAGAGCCAAAGCUAUUCACCACCUCAAAACGAACUCUCAGUUUCACAGGGUUAUCAAUCGGCGGCCCAACAUUCUCAGGCUUUAUCUGCUGUGCCUCCUUACUUUCAAACACCGAAUUAUACUACGUCACCUUCCCAGUACCCUUUUGUAGCAUCUUCUGGAAAUUCGCACCAACUUCUUCACGACACAUCACAAAAUUCGCCUUCGACAUCUGAACCAGUCAUUCCCUCUGUGCAAGCACAGGCUGCUCAAAGUUCAGCGCAACCCCAGUUUACUCCUCACAUGGUCCCAGCGUCAGUUGCACAACAACCACAGCAACACAGCUUUCCGCCUCAACCUACCUCUCAAGCUAUACGAUCUAACGCUAUGCCCCAGUUAUACCCGCCUCCUGUUUCGAAUAAGAUGCCCGUUCCACAGGCGCCGACAUCUUACAGUCAGCCUGCAAGUGCUCGGCAGUUGCAGUCGCACGCACAUCCCAGGCAACCUCCAAUGGCUCAAAAACCUCGAGGCUCUCCUCAGGUGAUGCAUGACCAGCAACGUUUUGGCACUUUUCCUCGCCAACAUUCAUCUGAUAGAGUCCCCGGUGCGGCUCUCACGUCUGAAGAGUGGAAUGCGCUAAACUGUCCAGUCAGUUUGCUGCAUGACUACAACUUUUUACCCAGUGAUGGACCAGAAAAACCUCGCCGGCCAGUAAUAAUCUGGAAUUCAUUGAUGCUAGACCUAAACCUUCAUUGUAGUAAUGCGCUAGAAGUAACUUGGGUUCGAACUCCCCCGGUCACUUUCAUUCCAUAUUUUUUUGAGGUCAAUUGCCAUCCAGAUUUUAUGCGAUGCACCCUGACCACGGUGCCGGUGUCAAGCAAACUGCAGUCCAGAUGCCGCCUUCCUCUUGGUCUCAUGGUACAUCCGUUUCGGGACGUCAAUGACUUGCCUGUCAUCCAGACACCGGCGAUCGUGCGCUGUCGAUCAUGCCGCAUCUACAUCAAUCCCUUUGUCAAGUUUGUCGACAACGGCCGCCGCUGGCGCUGUCCUGUGUGCACACUGACCAACACCGUGCCCGACAGUUUCUACUUUGACCCCACCACUCAGACCUACGGCGACCCCUCCUGCAGACCGGAAAUCCGCUACUCUACCGUGGAGUUUAUCGCAACCUCGGAAUACAUGUUGCGACCCCCACAGGCCGCUACUUAUGUCUUCUGUUUGGAGGUCUCGCGGACCGCUGUGACAACGGGCUACCUCAAUCUCGUCUGCGGCAUGCUAGCUGACCAACUUAACAAAAUGCCCGGCGAUUCAAGAAGACAAGUGGCUAUUCUAACCUACGAUUCCGGCGUGCAGUUUUACAUUCUCUCAGGCAAGACCAUGCGAAUGGUGAUAUGUCAGGACCUCUCUGAGGUAUUCUUGCCGGACAUGGAUGGAAUGGUCAAUCGCAUCAACGACUGCGCUGAACAAAUCUCAAACCUGCUUAGGCAACUACCGAACGAGUUUGCUCAAACCCAGGACACUUCCAAUUGUCUCGGCUUUGUCCUUCAGGUCAGCUUCUGGGUUAAAACUCGCCACAAAUACAUCGUUUUCCUUUCAAGGUUUUCUGAGGCCUCCAUUGCUCUGAAGUUGAUUGGUAAUACAGGAGGCCGAGUAACGGUUUUUAACACGACCAUCCCCUCUCUUGGUCCGGGAGCUCUAGAGUGUCGUGAGACGCGAGAGGACCUCACCAAACCCGACCCAGAACACCUUCGCCCAGUGUCCGAUUUUUAUCGGACCAUCGCGCUCGAUUUCGCGGCGGCCCAGAUUGCGGUCGACCUCUUUAUGCUGAAUUCCAAGUACUGUGACAUUGCCACGAUCUCGGGGGUCGCGCGUUUUUCCGGUGGCGGCGUCUACCACUACCCGAACUUCCACUACGACCCAGAGCCUGCAGCGAAUGCCACCGGCACGCACAAGAGGGCAUCGCCGGCCCUGUGUGAUUUCGUGGAGGUCGAAAAUCUCCGCAGGGAUCUUUUGCGCUACCUGACGCGCAAAAUUGGCUUCGAAGCUGUGCUUAGGUUGCGUUGCACACGAGGUCUUGCUGUUCAGAAUUUCUACGGCAACUUUUUCAUGCGGUCUGUUGACCUCCUGAACUUACCAAUUGUGAAUCCUGAUGCUGGUUAUGCCAUACAGUUAGAAAUUAACGAAAAGUUGGACAGUUUCCAAACUGUUGUGUUGCAGGCUGCAUUACUGUACACCACAUCGUUCGGUGACCGUCGAAUUCGUGUUCACACAUUGUGCCUUCCCGUGACCGACUCCCCGGAGGCUGUAUUCAAUUACGCUGACGAAGGAGCAAUAGCCUGUUUAGUGGCCAAGAUGGCCGUGGAACGCACCAUUUCCUCGGGUCUGGCCAACGCUCGAGAAGCACUCACUACGGUAAUGGGUGACAUACUAUCUGCCUACCAAAACGAACGUAAUAGUGGUAAUUCACCUUCAUCUUUGUCGGGAAUCUGUCCAUCGUCCCUUCGCCUCCUGCCGUCUUAUUUAUGUGGCGCUUUGCGGUUCCCGGCAUUCAGAAAUCACACGUCUACCUCACUCGAUAUUCGAUCUGGAGCUCUUGAACUGCUCAUCGGCGCGUCUGCACAUCGCAUGCUUGCAUUGAUGUACCCCCGCCUAUAUGCGGUCAAUUCAUUCUUAUCAGCUCCGUUGUCUGGCAAAGAUUCCACUUUAGCACAAAAGGCUGCUUCAUUGUCGCUGGACGAGACGUCCGCUGCAGCUUUGUCUUGCUUGCCAUUAACAGGGAAGUCAAUCACACGCGAUGGUGUGUUCCUACUAGACACGGGUUCUUUCAUUCUCCUUUUGGUGGGAUUCGGUCUUUCUGCAGCUGAUUUAACUUCAUUAAUUGGUUAUUCAAAUCUCGAGGACUUGACGGUGGAAAAGGCUGUGACGGAACUGGGCGGAUUACCAGAUGGAGCAACGCUGCCGCCACCUCCAAGAAAACGCCUGCAAACGCUGAUCAAAUCCAUUAGAAGAGACCGAUCCCUUGGAACAGCUCUUAUUCUGAUUCGUCACGAUGUACCUGAGCCGCUUAAGAGCCUAUUUAUUAAUGCGCUUGUAGAGGACAGAACAGCAACGGCGCCAUCUUAUUCCGAGUAUGUGCAAAUGAUUCUCUAUGGAAAGUCUUAA
Mesocestoides corti is the source of this 3663-nucleotide messenger RNA. The record is from the annotation of a GenBank genome assembly. Lineage: Eukaryota; Metazoa; Platyhelminthes; Cestoda; Cyclophyllidea; Mesocestoididae.